This is a messenger RNA of Salvia miltiorrhiza (redroot sage), 3043 nucleotides long. Its product is annotated as U-box domain-containing protein 34. NCBI's taxonomy places the organism in Eukaryota, Viridiplantae, Streptophyta, Magnoliopsida, Lamiales, Lamiaceae. The transcript has 9 exons. The record is from RefSeq and is a predicted model, not a curated record. Gene Ontology annotation, biological process: protein ubiquitination; protein phosphorylation. Gene Ontology annotation, molecular function: ATP binding; protein kinase activity; ubiquitin-protein transferase activity. Bases 785 to 2803 code for a protein of 672 amino acids.
UCAUGCCGCCUACAAGUCAAAAUAAGUCGACCCAAAUUUUCUACUACUAUCCCCACCCGCGUUGGCGCUCCGAUGAUGGCGACGGUGGCUGUGGCGGUGAAGAGCUCCGACGGGAGGGGCAGCCAGCGGGCCGUGCGGUGGGCAAUGGAGAAUUUGAUGCACACAGCCGCUCGUUUGGUUUUGGUUCGGGUUAUGUCCCCCAUCACUUGCGUUCCCACUCCGUGUACGUUCCCUACCCUACCACUUCCUUCUCUUUACCAGUGCGAUCGCCAAAACACGCCCUGAUGUGUGUGAGUGUUUCCGCGAGAGCGCGGCGUUGGGAUUUGGAUGCUUUAAUUGGAACUGUUGAAGGAGGCUGGUUUACUAGAGUUGAAAUUCGAUACUAAGUUAUUUUUUUAUUUCUAUUCUUUUGCUGUGUUUGUCAGUUUAAUUAUAAUUUGAUACACUUGGUACUUGUUAUGUCCGUCCGUCUUCGCGAAUUAAUGUUGUACUUGAGUGUGUGUGGUGAUUGAGGGAUUAAAUUUUGUGAAUUGGUGAUGAAAUAUGGUUUAAUUUUUGCUGCGGGAGCAGUGGGAGUGCACGGGCUCGACACCUGUGCCUAUCCAUCCCUAAAUUGUUGAGUGAUGUUGUAGUCCUGAAUUGUGUGGGAGUAGUUUGAUCAUAAAAAAUGUUGCUAAGAAAUCUUUGAUUCUUGUUGAAUGAUGUAGUGAUGCUACUCAUUGUGCGUCUGUUGCAUUGUUAAAGAGCAGGUGGUAGCAUACCCAUCAGCGAGCUAGAUGGAAGUAUGGUGGACAUGUAUACUCAUGAUAUGCAGGAAAAAUAUGAGGAAGAUCUAUCAACUUUUAGGUAUCGACAUAGGACACAGAAGAUUGAGACCGUGUUACUGGAAGGAGACAAUCCUGCAUUUGCUCUUCUAAGGUAUAUAUCCGAUUCAGGAGCUACAAGUUUGGUGCUGGGCUCUUGCUCAUCCAAUUCCUUUGCUAGGACGCCUAAUGAUUCUGAGGUGCCGUCAAUAGUUCUCAAACGUGCUCCUGACACGUGCAAAAUCUAUGUGGUCUCAGCAAAAAAAAUCACAUCAAAUUCCUCUAAUCCUAUGUCAACAUCUGGGAGGGAGCGUGAUUCUCGUUCAUUCACAUCUUCUUCUUCAUCUUCAGAGUCCAAAUAUAAGAACUGCCUUUCAGAUGUUAGUCAUCUUCCUUCUCGUUCACAAACAACAACAUUCUCUUCUGUGAAUCUGGAUGCUGUUAUGGAGACAUCUCAUCAAGCAUCAGAAGAGAAACUCUCAGAUAUGUCAAGAAAUAAAGGAUUCCCGUCCAUUUCUUCUACGCACUCAAAGCAGUCAGACAUUCAGGUUGAAAUAGAGCAACUGCGCCUGGAAGUGGAGAAUACUAUGACCAUGUAUAAUCAAGCUUGUCAAGACCUGGUCCAUGCACAGAGCAAGGUGCACUUGCUUUCUUCUGAGUGCAUUCAGGAAGCACAGAGAGUGAAUGCUGCACAGGAAAGAGAAGUAAAUUUAAGGAAAAUUGCUGCUCAAGAGAGAGAGAAAUAUUUGGAAGCUGAGAAGGAGGCUGACAUGGCGAAAAGACUUCUUGCGGAAGAAACAUAUGAAAGGCAGAUGGCAGAACUCAUGGUGCAGAAAGAAUCAUUAGAGAAAAACAAAAUUGCUGAUGCGCUACUGUUUGGUGAUCUACGAUAUAGAAGGUACACGCGAGAUGACAUACAGAUAGCAACCUGUUCUUUUGAAGAAAAUAGAGUGAUUGGCGAAGGAGCAUAUGGUAAAGUUUAUAAGUGCAGCCUUGAUCACACCUCAGUUGCUGUUAAAACUCUUCGCCCUGAGGCUUCUGACAGAAACAAGGAGUUUCUAAAAGAGGUGGAAGUGCUUAGUCAAUUACGCCAUCCUCACAUUGUUUUGUUGCUUGGAGCCUGUCCAGAACUUGGCUGUCUUGUUUACGAGUAUAUGGAGAAUGGGAGUCUUGAAGAUCAUAUCCUGCCCAGAAGGGGCAGACCGCCCCUUCCUUGGCCUGUUAGAUUUCGGAUAGCAUUUGAGGUUGCUUGCGGACUUGCCUUCCUGCACCACUCGAAGCCAGAGCCAAUAGUUCAUCGGGAUCUAAAACCUGGAAACAUUUUGCUUGACAAAUACUAUGUGAGCAAAAUCGGGGAUGUAGGCCUGGCCAAAUUCAUCUCCGAUCUUGUGCCUGACAAUAUAACAGAGUAUGGGGAGUCUGUUAUAGCAGGCACCCUGUUCUAUAUGGAUCCUGAAUACCAAAGAACAGGAACUCUUCGACCAAAAUCCGAUCUAUACUCUUUUGGAGUAAUACUCCUCCAGUUAUUGUCUGCACGCCAUCCCAAAGGGCUUAUAAUGAAGUUUGAAAAUGCUGUGAGCAGUGGCAAUUUCUUGGAUGUUCUUGAUCAGUCGGUUACAGAUUGGCCACUAGCUGAAGCAGUUCAACUUGCAGAGGUAGCAUUGAAAUGCUGCAAACUCAGAUGCAGAGAUCGACCGGACCUUGACACCGAAGUAUUGCCCGUUUUGAAAAGACUCGCAGAGUUUGCUGAUUCCGGUAGCUUGGCUGAAAGAGACCUCAGACUAGCACCGAAACACUAUUACUGCCCAAUUCUUCAGGAAAUAAUGGACAAUCCCUUCAUAGCAGCAGAUGGUUUCACAUACGAGCAUUAUGCGAUAAAGGCAUGGCUUGACAGGCACGAUGUUUCCCCGGUGACAAAACAAAAACUACAGCACAAGAUGCUCAUUCCAAAUCAUAUGCUGCGCUCAGCCAUCCAAGAAUGGAUUGGAAACGACGCGUAAAACAAUCUGAAAACGCUCAUUCAUUGUGUUGUUACUAUGAUUGCACCAUUCUUGGAAAUGUAUAUAAACAGAUAUUGAUCAUAACUGUUAUGGCUUUUGCUAAGUUAUGAAAUGUAGACAGUAGAUGAAAUUGAAUGGCUGCUUUAAUAUGUAUAUGCCAACAAGUGUAACAUUUCCGUGAUCAAAUAUUGUCUGUAAUCUAAACGAACUAUUAUAGUUAUAUUCGUGUGGAGAAUCUAA